CACGAAAAGCAUCAACAGUGGGUUUACGACGAACAGGUCCGGAACCUUCUGCAGGGCCGUUAGUGCCGACUGCCAAGAUGGCCGUCCUUUCGGAGAAGCGUCAUGCUUCUCUCAAGACUUAUUCUAAACGUGCCAAUAACCCUAAGAUUACAUCUCAUGGGAUAGAUAAGUCAGUGAAGAAGACACAUGACAAAGCGGAAUUACUUCGGACUGCAGAUCUACAAAAGCCUUCCCCUCAUCACAAGCAAAUUGACUCGGAGACAACAGAGGAAAGACAACAGACAUCACAAUCUGCAUAUUCUUCGCCCUCUCCCAAGAGAUCAUCUGAACUACAGAGCCCAGGAGAUUUGGCAUCCCCCUCCGAGGGACGACAAGAAUCAAAAUACUCAGGGGCUCAUUCACCACCUUGCUGGAAAACCAGAGACGAUUCAGCACGUCUAGAGGAGGCUUCGGACUUACCGCCUUCCGGGAUAGGGCGAGAUAAAUCACAAACACUUGUGUUUGUUUUAUCACCUUCUAAGAAAAGACAAUACGAUUCCCAAACUCUCCCACGAGAUGAAUUGCUGCCCACGAAGAAGUUAAAGGGAUCUAUCACGAGCUAUUUCAAGCCAUUGCCUCGAUCUUCGAGUCCGACAACUCGAUCUAGCCACACGUCCUCCGACCCCCUCGAACCUAAUUCCACACCUCCCUCGUCACCACCCUCAAGGGUUGAGAGCCCCAUAACAUACCCACGAAAGUCACAAAAAAGACGACUUACUACGAAAGCAUCUCUCCCAACAAUCACCAUGUCUUCCAAUAACCAACCUGGUACAGAUGAGGGUGAGAAUAGGACAAGAUUGACGGAUCUGGCUACAGGUGCCUCCGAUUCAAAUGGAAUCGAGCUUGCUGAACUGGCAUUGGACUCGUCCUUCAUUGAUGCUCGCCCAGCAGACCUGAAGGAUGUCACCAGCCAGGCUGGAGCCAGUCUCAAUGCUCGAAGCCGAACGACCUCGGAUUGUUCGAUUGCCCCCAAUAUCGAGAAUAACAUGUCUCGCGAUACGUCUGUCGCUGUUUCAAUUGCUGUCCCGAGCCUCCCAAGCCAGCCAGUCCCAAUCCCCCCUCGCAAGAAACACGCGUUUAGACAGCUGCAUUUCGACACCCAUGAACGUGAUGAGUGGAUCCAAUGCAAGGAAUGCGACAAAUAUUACGAUCCGACCAGCAAAAAAAGCAAGGAAUGGCAUGAGAUUCAGCAUAAGAAGCGUCUCCAUGCAAAAGUUACGAAGAAAGAGAUCUCGACGGAUAUUCUAGCGGAGUGGACCAUUGAUGAUAAGAAGCACCGUAUCGUUGUUGUUGACCGCAAGCAAUUUAUUGCAGUUCGUAGUCAUGCUCAGGCGGCUCUGGGUGCCACUACUCAGAAUCUUGGUCCAAUCCUCGUUGAUAAGAUGGAGCUUUGGAGCGAGAUCCCCGAUCCUCACUCUGUUCAUUCAACCACUGCACGAGUCCCCCGAUUUCGAGUCUUCAUUCACUAUAUCGAUGACGAGGUUGUGUCGGUUGUCCUCGCUGAACGCAUUCGAGAGGGUCGCGCUUAUUACGCCAGCAAAUCAACUCAUAAUGGUGUAGGCCAGGUCUACGGAGAGGGUGGCUAUGUGAAGUCUCUGGUUGGUAUGAGCUUUGAUACCAAGUAUCAAGUCUGGGUCUCCAUCGAGCGCAUCUGGGUCCGUGAAGGCCAUCGACGGAUGGGUUACGCCACGAAGAUGGUCGAUCUUGUUCGCGAGAACUUCAUCCGCGGCAUGCCGCUGGCUAAGAACCAGAUUGCCUUCUCCUGGCCCUUUGAGAAUGGAGUGGCAUUUGCAACCGAAUACUGUCGUGGUGCCUUCGGCGAUGCUCCUUUUCUUGUUAACUCGGACGAAAUUAGGCGUUGAGCGGGACUGUGUAUAUGGAAUGGUCUACGAUCUGAGGUAGUUUGCCCAUGGGGGUGGAUUUCACAUGCAUACAAGGCGCGGGCAAUGGUUUGAACUUUCAACAGAAGUCUGGGAAAUGGAAAUUGAAAUGGCGCUUCUGGAUGACUUUAUGAUACCCAUAUCGGAAGCGAUGAUCAGAAUAGCGAAUAGAAUAAGAAGUUAUAACCAAAGUCGAUGG
Amorphotheca resinae ATCC 22711 is the source of this 2118-nucleotide messenger RNA. RefSeq lists its product as hypothetical. Gene Ontology annotation, biological process: mitotic sister chromatid cohesion. The record is from RefSeq and is a predicted model, not a curated record. Gene Ontology annotation, molecular function: protein-lysine-acetyltransferase activity. Gene Ontology annotation, cellular component: chromatin; nucleus. The coding region runs from base 78 to 1901 and encodes 607 amino acids. Lineage: Eukaryota; Fungi; Ascomycota; Leotiomycetes; Helotiales; Amorphothecaceae. The transcript is spliced from 3 exons.